Solanum stenotomum is the source of this 516-nucleotide messenger RNA. Its product is annotated as glyceraldehyde-3-phosphate dehydrogenase B, chloroplastic-like. Gene Ontology annotation, cellular component: chloroplast. The coding region runs from base 1 to 516 and encodes 171 amino acids. The record is from RefSeq and is a predicted model, not a curated record. NCBI's taxonomy places the organism in Eukaryota, Viridiplantae, Streptophyta, Magnoliopsida, Solanales, Solanaceae. The transcript has 2 exons. Gene Ontology annotation, molecular function: glyceraldehyde-3-phosphate dehydrogenase (NAD+) (phosphorylating) activity; NAD binding. Gene Ontology annotation, biological process: glucose metabolic process.
AUGCAGAGGCUUCUGGAUGCAUCACACCGUGACUUGAGGAGAGCAAGAGCUGCAGCAUUGAACAUAGUCCCGACCAGCACUGGUGCAGCAAAGGCUGUGUCACUAGUGCUACCUCAGCUCAAGGGAAAGCUCAAUGGAAUUGCUCUCCGAGUGCCAACACCUAAUGUUUCUGUUGUUGACCUUGUUAUCAAUGUUGAAAAGAAAGGAAUUUCAGCUGAAGAUGUCAAUGCAGCUAUCAGAAAGGCAGCUGACGGUCCGUUGAAUGGCAUAUUGGCUGUUUGUGAUGAGCCUCUUGUGUCAGUUGACUUCCGAUGCAGUGAUGUUUCCACCACCAUCGACUCCUCUUUAACCAUGGUUAUGGGAGACGACAAGGUCAAGAUUGUCGCUAGGUAUGACAACGAGUGGGGAUACAGCCAACGUGUGGUCGACUUAGCACAUCUGGUAGCAAGCAAAUGGUCUGGUUCAGCUGCAGAAUUUCAACAAGGAAUUCUGUUUUUCUUACUUACUAACUCCUAA